AUGUCGAAUUUGUCAAAGCUUGAAUUUAUGGCACUUGACAUCUCUGGAAAUAACUAUUUGCCAUGGGUACUUGAUGCUGAAAUUCACCUUGACGCUAAAGGUCUUAGUGACACUAUUAAAGAAGGAAAUGAAGCAUCAAGUCAGGAUAAGGCGAAAGCCAUGAUUUUCCUUCGCCAUCAUCUUGAUGAAGGGUUAAAAAGUGAAUAUUUAACCUUGAAAGAUCCAUUUCAAUUAUGGACUAGUUUAAAGGAACGAUAUGACCACCUAAAGGCCAUAGUAUUGCCAAGAGCUCGUUGUGAGUGGAUGCACUUACGACUACAAGAUUAUAAGACCAUAAGUGAAUAUAAUUCUGUUGUAUAUAGAAUAAUUUCCCAACUAAAAUUAUGUGGGGAACCUAUGAAUGAUGAGGACAUGCUAGAAAAGACUCUUUCCACUUUUCAUGCCUCAAAUAUGGUGUUACAGCAGCAAUAUCGUGAAAAGGGCUUUAAGAAAUAUUCUGAGUUAAUUUCAUGCCUUUUGGUGGCUGAACAACAUAAUUGCCUUUUAAUGAAAAAUCAUAAAGCCCGCCCCACUGGAUCAGCUCCUUUCGAGAAGCGAAUCUGGGAAUGA
This is a messenger RNA of Nicotiana attenuata, 609 nucleotides long. RefSeq lists its product as uncharacterized. NCBI's taxonomy places the organism in Eukaryota, Viridiplantae, Streptophyta, Magnoliopsida, Solanales, Solanaceae. The coding region runs from base 1 to 609 and encodes 202 amino acids. The record is from RefSeq and is a predicted model, not a curated record. The transcript has a single exon.